Messenger RNA from Aspergillus tanneri, 870 nucleotides. RefSeq names its product sterol desaturase family protein. Gene Ontology annotation, biological process: ergosterol biosynthetic process. NCBI's taxonomy places the organism in Eukaryota, Fungi, Ascomycota, Eurotiomycetes, Eurotiales, Aspergillaceae. The transcript is spliced from 3 exons. The coding region runs from base 1 to 870 and encodes 289 amino acids. Gene Ontology annotation, molecular function: C-4 methylsterol oxidase activity; iron ion binding. The record is from RefSeq and is a predicted model, not a curated record.
AUGGAGUCGCUGCUCAAUUCCAGCUCCGCGCAGCCAGCUGUCUCCUACACGCAAUUCUUUGAGGUCGCAAAACAGCACAAUCUGUCCACCAUGGAAAGCCUCUGGCAGGCGCACUACUCCUACUGGAAUAACGACACACUCGCCACAGGAAUCAUGGCCUUCGUCGCCCACGAACUGAUUUACUUCGGCCGAUGUAUUCCCUGGGUUAUCGCCGACGCUCUACCCAUUUUCUUCCACAGGUACAAGAUUCAAGACAAAAGACCCCCUCCAUCGGUCAUGGACCAAUGGACCUGCGUCAAAUACAUCCUCGCCAUCCACUUCAUCAUCGAGCUCCCACUGAUCAUCCUCUUCCACCCGAUGAUGAAGCUCUGCGGACUCAAAUACGACCUCCCAUUCCCGACCCUAAGCGCCAUCGCCGCACAAAUCAUCACCUUCUUCAUCGUCGAAGACACAUACCACUACUGGCUCCACCGCGCCAUGCACUGGGGGCCUCUAUACCGCUCCAUUCACCGCAUCCACCACCAAUACGCCGCUCCGUUCGGGCUCACGGCCGAAUAUGCCAGUCCAUGGGAGACGCUUCUCCUGGGACUUGGGACGAUCGGGCCCCCAUUACUCAUGGGAUACAUCACGGGCGAAGUACAUCUGAUGACGGUGUUGGUGUGGAUGACGCUGCGACAGAUCCAGGCGAUCGACGCACACUCUGGGUAUGAUUUCCCUUGGAGUUUGAGACGGAUUGUGCCGUUCUGGGGCGGAGCUGAUUGGCACGAUGAUCAUCAUCGGUAUUUUGUGGGGAAUUAUUCGAGCUCCUUUCGCUAUUGGGACGUUUUGAUGGGAACCGUUGCCGGGCCACGGGGUAAGCAGAAGAAGUAA